AUGCAAGAUAACAUUACCUCCGAACAACCGCUAUCAAUUCCAGCCGAAAUUAAACCUCCGAUAACAAUAAUUUUGCCAAUUCCAAGACGAGCAGCAUACAAUGUUAUUGCUAACGCAUCUAUAGACUUAUCUGCAGACAACACCUUGGAGGAAAUUCAAAAUCAAGCCAAUAGAAAAGCUGGAAAGCAUCAAUUUUUGUUGUAUAUGCAAUUUCUUGGUAGUUUUUGCAGAUGCAUCCACAAAAGGAGUUCAUCAUCAGCAGUAUCGCCAGAUAAAUCCGCAAGAUAUCAAGUUAGCUAA
Molecule: messenger RNA, 300 nt
Organism: Blepharisma stoltei
Lineage: Eukaryota; Ciliophora; Heterotrichea; Heterotrichida; Blepharismidae
Source: the annotation of a GenBank genome assembly